Molecule: messenger RNA, 5204 nt
Organism: Gymnogyps californianus (California condor)
Lineage: Eukaryota; Metazoa; Chordata; Aves; Accipitriformes; Cathartidae
Gene: ADAMTS13
Product: ADAM metallopeptidase with thrombospondin type 1 motif 13
Exons: 30
Coding region: 1-4395 (1464 amino acids)
Biological process (GO): proteolysis; extracellular matrix organization
Cellular component (GO): extracellular matrix
Molecular function (GO): metalloendopeptidase activity
Source: RefSeq, a predicted model, not a curated record
AUGAUCGUCAGCUUGACGAUCCGGGCGCUUGUGAUGCUCCCCUUGGGGUUCUGCUGGCCGUCGGCUUUGCGAGAGAAAUUUCUCGGCACUUUGGAUGCGGAAGAUGUUUUCUCUUAUUUUGGAACCAGCUCCGUCUCUGAUGUACCUGAGUUUGUUGUUGCUGAGCCAACUUGCCCUUGUAAAGAAGAACAGAUGGGGCUGACGUCCUGUCGUAUUCAACAUUGCUCCAUUGAGGCCUGGGGAGAACUCUAUGCCUUUGAAUUUCUAGAGGACCAUGCCCUCCUUUCCUCUUCCUUUGUGAGCAAUCAAGUGGUGAACUCUUCCUUUAGCUUACUGAGGCGAUUCUCAGGCAACUGCUUUGCAGGUGGAAAUCCACUGCGACCUCCUGGGGCUAAGUGUAGAGUCACUUACUGUGAAGGGCAGCUGCAAGGAGUCGUCAUUGAGGAUGAGGAAAAGAUUCAUAUCAGGCCUGUCAGAAGCAAAGAUGUGGCCCUGCUGAAGGACCUUGGCUUCUCCAGACCCCACAUUCUCUUCAGAAGUGCCGCAAGAGAGGCAAAUACAGCAAGAGCAGGGCGGUUUCCUUCUCGCCUGCAGAAGAGGGCUGAGGGAGCUGUCAAACAUCUGGAGCUGAUGGUCGUAGCAGGUCCAGAUGUUUACUUGUACCACAAAGAGGACACGGAGCGAUAUAUUCUCACCAACCUGAACAUUGGGGCAGAGCUGCUGAGAGAUGCCUCACUGGGUGCUCAUUUCAGGGUUCAUCUUAUGCAAAUGCUUGUUUUGAGAGAACCCGAGGCAGAGGUAAACAUCACAACAAAUAUCACCUCCUCACUGAUCAGCGUUUGUGAGUGGAGCAAGAAGGUCAACCCCCAGAAUGACUCUGACCCCCAGCAUGCUGAUAUUGUCCUCUAUGUCACCAGGUUUGACUUGGAGUUACCUGAUGGGAACAAGGAGCUACGUGGAGUGACUCAGUUAGGUGGAGUCUGCUCCUCCUUCUGGAGCUGUGUUAUUACCCAGGACACUGGCUUUGACCUGGGAGUCACCAUAGCCCAUGAGAUUGGGCACAGUCUUGGAAUCCCCCAUGAUGGUGAGGGGAAUCGGUGCAGCAGCAGCGGUUACAUCAUGGGUUCAGCAGGAAACCACAACAGCAUUGACCUCGCCUGGUCGCAGUGCAGCCGAGAAGAGUUCCUGGCCUUUGUGAGCACAGGCCAAACAAACUGCUUAAAUGACCUGCCGGACAUGGACGGCAGCAUCCCUGGAUGGAAGCCUGGCUUGUACUAUGGAGCAGAUGAGCAAUGUAAAAUAGCGUUUGGGAGCGUUGCCACAGCAUGCACCUUUGCUGACAGCAAUGUUGACAUAUGUGAAGUUCUCUCCUGCCACGUACAACCAGGAGACAAAUCCAGCUGUACUCGGCUUCUUGUUCCCCUCUUGGAUGGUACUGAGUGUGGAAUCAAUAAGUGGUGCUCCAAGGGACAGUGCAGCUCUCUGGAAGAACUGAACCCCAUGGCUGUGGUCCAUGGGCAGUGGUCUGUCUGGAGCCCCUUCUCCUCCUGCUCCCGCAGCUGCGGAGGUGGAGUUGUGAUAAGGCAGCGGUUCUGUAACAACCCCAGGCCUGCUUUUGGGGGGCAGGAAUGCCGUGGCACCAGCAUCCAAGUAGAGAUGUGCAAUACUCAGGCCUGUUCGAUGACCCAGCAGGACUUUAUGGCUGAACAAUGUGCAGCAACAAAUUUAAAGCCACUGUAUCUCACUGUCGAAGCGCCAUCCUUUUAUACGUGGACUUCUGCUGUUGGCUUUGCCAAAGGGGACAUGCUAUGCAAGCACAUGUGCAGGGCUGUUGAAAACGAAUUCAUGGUAAGCCGCGAAGACAGUUUCAUAGAUGGAACCAGAUGUGAGCAGGAUGACUCUGAGCACCAUGGGGCUUUCAGUCUGUGUGUAAUGGGAAGCUGCAGAGCAUUCGGGUGCGAUGGCCAGAUGGACUCCAAGAAGACAGUAGACUCUUGCAAGGUCUGUGGGGGUGAUAAUACCACUUGCACCAAAGUGAGUGGAUCUUACACAGAAGGAAAAGCUAAAGAGUACGUUACAUUUCUGUCCCUGCCUUAUAACACCACUUUGGUCCAUGUUACCAACUGGAGACCACUCUUCACACAUUUGGCUGUGAAGGUUAAAGGAGAGUAUGUGGUUGCUGGAAAAGGAAAAAUCUCACUGAAUGUCACCUAUCCAUCGGUUCUGGAGGACAGCCAGAUCAAAUACAAAGUGUUUCUCACCAAGGACAACCUGCCAAGCCUGGAGGAAGUCCAUGUGGAUGGGCCAACACAAGAAGAAAUUGAAAUACAGGUCUAUCGAAGGUAUGCAAAGGAAUAUGGCAAUGCCACCAACCCAGACAUCACCUUCAGCUACUUUGUCCCCAAAGAGAAUCUGACCUAUAUGUGGAUUCCUCAGCAGGGGCCAUGUUCAGUGACCUGUGGGGAAGGGACACGACCAGUGGAUCAUGUGUGCUUUGACCAGACAAAGAAUGAAAUAACAGAGGAUCAGUGGUGUCUGGAGCUCCCACAACCCCUUCCAGAGCACAAGCCCUGUGCCAUGGAGCCAUGCCUGUACAGGUGGAAGAUAUCUCAGAUAGAUGAAUGCUCUGCUGUCUGUGGAACUGGAGUUGCCCAGCAGAAUCUGACCUGUGUCGAGUUUCGUCAUGGAUUGGAGACUGUUGUGGAUGACAGCUUGUGCCCAGCAGAAGAAAAACCCCUCUCCGUUGUGCCAUGUGUGGUUAAUGUCUGCCCUUUAGGCUGGGACAAAGAGGAAGGUGCACGCUUACUUCAGACCUCGGAGUCACUUGGGCAUAUCCAACUGGAAAAUCGGACCGUGUAUGUCUGGAGCCCUCGAGCUGGAGAGUGUUCCGUCUCCUGUGGUAGAGGUAAGACUCAGCUACAGUAUGUAUGUGUGGCUUUUGACACCAAAGAAGAAACCCAAGAAGAAAACUGUCAUCCAGUGCCAAAGCCAGAGAGCCGGAUGGAAGUCUGCGAUCUCAGUCCCUGCCCACCAAGGUGGCAUUACAAAAUGGGCUCAUGCAGCGUAAGCUGUGGCGGAGGUGUGAUGCACAAGGCCCUCUACUGUGCAAGGGAGACCAGGGAGAAGGCAGAAGAGAUUGUGGCAGACACCCAGUGCGAUGGUUUGCCUCGCCCAGAGGAGCAGGAGCCGUGUAAUUUGGAGCUGUGCCCUCCGAGAUGGAAGGUAACCCCAGCUGGCCCCUGUUCCUCCAGCUGUGGGCUCGGCUUAGCUGUUCAGCUGGUCACCUGUGUGCAGAUUCGCCAAGGCAAGGAGAUUUUGCUGGAGGAGCGUUUGUGUCGUGCGGCAGAGAAGCCCCUUACCAGCGUCCCCUGUGUCAUCCGAAUGUGUUCUUAUGAAUGGAGCUUCAGCGAGUGGACAGAGUGUUCAACUUCGUGUGGGAAUGGCAUUCAGACACGGCAGGAUUUCUGCCUCAACCCGCUAACCCGUAAGCACGUGAACCCCAUCUUCUGCAGGCACUUCCCCAAGGCCAUUGUGGUACGUGGCUGCUCCGCAGGGCCCUGUCCUGAGCAGGCGGUGGGGACCGGGUCCCAUGGAGCAGGAGUGCAGACAGUGACACCAGCCACGCUGACGACAGCCGCAACUGCCAAAGAGGCGAGAUACAAGGACCUGGAUCUUCCUCCAUCUGCUGUGCCCGCUGUGCCUCAGGAACAGCCAAAGACCAGUGGAGGUGUCUGUGGAAAGCUCUUUCUUAAUGCCACCGGGGUCAUCAACAUGAUAGGCGUAGAGAGCAGCGAUUGCACUGUGGCCAUCGGACGUCCUCUCGGGGAGGAGAUAACAGUCAGCGUCCUGGAGAGCUCCCUCAACUGCAGUGCAGGUGAAGUAGUGCUGUUCUCUGGGCGAAUGAUGUGGCGGACAGGCUGCAGGAAGCUCUCUUUGUCACUGAUAAAUUCCAGAACGAAUACACUGAUUGUGAAACAGCGUGUUGUGCUGCCAGGAAAUGGGGUCAUUCUUCAGUACAGCAGCAGAACUGCAACUAAAAAAUAUUACCAAGACUGUGACAAGCAGCUGUUUGGUCCUCAAGGUGAAAUAGUGAAUCCUGUGCAAUUGCCUGAUCAAAGGCAAGAAGUAGUGUGUCGGACCUUCAUCAAUGUGGCUCCCCGGCAUCGCAUAGCUAUCCGCGCCCUAUAUAUUGACCUGGGCAAUGAGAGCAACCAAACACAUUUUAAUUACAUCCUGGUCCGUGAUGUAAGCACCAUGAAGACGAUGGUGUUCCAUGGGAAACAACAAUUCUUCUGGCAAUCAACAGGAAGCCAAGCUGAAAUUGAAUUUCAUGAAAAUGUUAAGGAUCACCGAACCAGUUUCUGGGCUGAAUAUCAUGCUAUUGAGCCCAAAUAAAAGGGGCCAGGGCCACUGCACUGAGAAAGGCCGUGGUCCAGUUAGUCACUGCUGCCUGUUCACUGCUCGAGGUCACAUGAGUCAUUUAACCUUUUUGCAACUGCUUCCCCAUCUACUGAGUAAGAACAACAAUAUCGACUGACUCCUUUGGGAUCUCAGUUAAUAUUUGUAAAGAUUAUGCAAAAGACAUGUAACUACCAAAUGUUUAGCAAAUAGUUCUCAUAGGGAUUUUCUAUCUGUGCUGAUUGGUAUUAAUGCAGUUGACAUGUCUGCAGUUAGUGACUUGGACGCUGAAGUCUCAGGGUCCUGCUUUUGUAACGUACUGUGACCUUUUAGGAUGGUCGUUUCAUUUCUCAGUGGCUCAGUGUCCCAUUACAAAACCUCUGUAUACCACAAGUAGCUACGAUUAUGGUUUAACUGUUAAGUUCACUCUCCUGUGGUGUAAAUGCCCCUUGAAACUGAGGCCCGUUGAAAUUCUGGAAUGUUAUAAAGAAGGCAAAGAUGUGUAUGAGGACGAACUGCUAGCACAAGAAGGCUAGACAAGUGUCUGGGGGCAAGACAGCUUCUUUGCCCGGGAGGGUAUUGCCACACUAGGAGAGGUCACCCAGGAAGCUGAUGGAGUUGUCAUCCUUGAAUGUUUUCAGGAGUUGGCUAGACCAAGGCGCAGCUGACCUGAUCGAGCCCUCGUGACAGCUGGCUUUGUAUGGGAGGACUAAAUGACAUCCAGAGGUCACUCCCCAGCCACCCCUUCUGUGGUUCUACUAUUCUAUAUCUAACAGUGAUACCAAUAAUUCUUUUCUAUGGGAAAA